GUCAGAGUUGAAAUAGAAGCUCCAGAGCAGUGGACAGACAAGAAGACGAACGAGGUGACUUUAUGACUUUUGCUGCAGUUGAAAAAAGGUGAGAUAAAUAACAUCUGAGAUUAAAGAUUUAAGAUAAAUGUUUUGAAGGUUAAUUUUUUUAAAGUUAGAGAUUUUGGAGAUUGAAAAAACGCUGAGAAAACUAAACGUUGGUUGAAGAAGAAGAACAGGAAGAAAAUACAAACCGUUUCGGAAGGAGUCAGCUACUAGAGGAAGGAGUCAGCUACUAGAGGAAGGAGUCAGCUACUAGAGGAAGGAGUCAGCUACUAGAGGAAGGAGUCAGCUACUAGAGGAAGGAGUCAGCUACUAGAGGAAGGAGUCAGCUACUAGAGGAAGGAGUCAGCUACUAGAGGAAGGAGUCAGCUACUAGAGGAAGGAGUCAGCUACUAGAGGAAGGAGUCAGCUACUAGAGGAAGGAGUCAGCUACUAGAGGAAGGAGUCAGCUACUAGAGGAAGGAGUCAGCUACUAGAGGAAGGAGUCAGCUACUAGAGGAAGGAGUCAGCUACUAGAGGAAGGAGUCAGCUACUAGAGGAAGGAGCCAGCUACUAGAGGAAGGAGUCAGCUACUAGAGGAAGGAGUCAGCUACUAGAGGAAGGAGUCAGCUACUAGAGGAAGGAGUCAGCUACUAGAGGAAGGGUCAGCUACUAGAGGAAGGAGCCAGCUACUAGAGGAAGGAGUCAGCUACUAGAGGAAGGAGUCAGCUACUAGAGGAAGGAGUCAGCUACUAGAGGAAGGAGUCAGCUACUAGAGGAAGGAGUCAGCUACUAGAGGAAGGAGUCAGCUACUAGAGGAAGGAGUCAGCUACUAGAGGAAGGAGUCAGCUACUAGAGGAAGGAGUCAGCUACUAGAGGAAGGAGUCAGCUACUAGAGGAAGGAGCCAGCUACUAGAGGAAGGAGUCAGCUACUAGAGGAAGGAGUCAGCUACUAGAGGAAGGAGUCAGCUACUAGAGGAAGGAGCCAGGUCCUGUUCUGAAGGAGCCAGGUCCUGUUCGGAAGGAGUCAGCUACUAGAGGAAGGAGUCAGCUACUAGAGGAAGGAGCCAGGUCCUGUUUGGAAGGAGUCAGCUACUAGAGGAAGGAGUCAGCUACUAGAGGAAGGAGUCAGCUACUAGAGGAAGGAGCCAGGUCCUGUUCUGAAGGAGCCAGGUCCUGUUCGGAAGGAGUCAGCUACUAGAGGAAGGAGUCAGCUACUAGAGGAAGGAGCCAGGUCCUGUUCGGAAGGAGCCAGGUCCUGUUCGGAAGUAGUCAGCUACUAGAGGAAGGAGUCAGCUACUAGAGGAAGGAGCCAGGUCCUGUUCUGAAGGAGCCAGGUCCUGUUCGGAAGGAGUCAGCUACUAGAGGAAGGAGUCAGCUACUAGAGGAAGGAGCCAGGUCCUGUUCGGAAGGAGCCAGCUACUAGAGGAACAUACAGGACAUCAUGGUGGAGAGAAAACCCCUGCUUCUGCUGCUGUUACUCUGUAUCUACACCUCCUCUGCCUACCCUGUAAGACAGACAGGACCACCUCUACCUAUCGGUGGCUGGACUGGGUUUUAUCCCAUAACCUUGCCUGACCACACAGGAGCACUGAGGACUGUCCUCUACCCUUUGACUGUAUACAACCACAACCUUCCAACACAGCCUGCCAUUGGCCAGAAUCCUGUAUCGGUGCCUGCCAUUGGCCAGAAUCCUGUAUCGGUGCCUGCCAUUGGCUGGAAUCCUCUUCUACGUUCUGUAUCGGAGCCUUUGAUUGGUCAAAAUCCUCUAUCAGUGCAUGUGAUUGGACAGGAGAUGACUGUGUUUCAGACUCCCUCCCCUCCUCAGUUUAAAGAUACGCCUGCGGCCCCUGUAGAGGAAACUCCCAUGGUGACAGGUCCACAGUCCCAGCUCCAGCCAUACUACCCACAGGCCUACCCCUACGACCCACAGCCCUACCCCUACGACCCACAGCCCUACCCCUACGACCCACAGCCCUACCCCUACGACCCAAUCACAACACAGCUACUGCCCAACCUGGAAACACUCACACCUGGGGAACAGGCACAGAUAAUGUCUAGGUUCCAUAUUAUUCCGUCAGUCUCUCAGGACAGUCAGACGGUGUUCCCCACCUGGCAGUUAAGCGGUGCAGUGGGAGGAGCCCAGUCUCAGUCGUCGUCUCUGAGUUCUGAAGAGGAAGCUUCACCUCCUGUGGUCUACACCAGGGUGAUGUUGCCUCCAGUGGUGCCAGCGUAUCAGAGCCAGGGGCUGAGUGUGGACCCUAACCCUGAACCUUCAGUCUUAACCCCUGACCCCUUACCUCUGACCCCUGACCCCGGCCACGCCCACCUGGGGAACCCCCCGACUGUAGCCCCGAUGGCCUCGGGGGGGCAGGGGACCCCCAAACCUGAGGUGGGGGGUGCGGUAGGGGUACAGAUGAAGAGUGCCGUGGAGAAGGGUACAGAGGGGGCUGUGGGGGUGAGAGAGGGGGGAGGGGUACAGAUAAAGAGUGGAGGUGCAGGUGACCCCUGUCCCUUGGAGAAGAGCCCCCCAGUAAGAGAGACCCAAACUUCUACCCAUUCCGAUCCUCGCCUCACACAUCGUCUCACCCCCAGGCAGCUCCCCAUCCGAGCUAGGAGCGAUGGGGGGAGAGCCUGAGGAGGACGGGGUUUUCUUUCCCUCUCCUACCUCUCCUACGUAUCCUCCUCUCUCCCCCUCCUACCUCUCUCCCUCUCCUCCUCUCUCCCCUCUCCCCUCUCUCACUCUCCUACCUCUC
This is a messenger RNA of Oncorhynchus tshawytscha (Chinook salmon), 2777 nucleotides long. RefSeq names its product tyrosine-protein phosphatase non-receptor type 23-like. NCBI's taxonomy places the organism in Eukaryota, Metazoa, Chordata, Actinopteri, Salmoniformes, Salmonidae. The transcript has 7 exons. The record is from RefSeq and is a predicted model, not a curated record. The coding region runs from base 1466 to 2659 and encodes 397 amino acids.